Messenger RNA from Vidua macroura (Pin-tailed whydah), 741 nucleotides. RefSeq lists its product as uncharacterized. Lineage: Eukaryota; Metazoa; Chordata; Aves; Passeriformes; Viduidae. The record is from RefSeq and is a predicted model, not a curated record. Bases 1 to 741 code for a protein of 246 amino acids. The transcript has a single exon.
AUGGCGCCCCGGCCUCCGCCCCGCCGGCCCCGCCCUUCCGGCGCGGCCGCCAAUCAGCGCGCGGCCCGCCAACCCCGCCCCGGGGGCUGCCAAUCGGCGGGGGUGGGCGGGGCGCGAGAGGCCCCGCCCCGAGCUCCGUCACCUCCCGGAGCCGCGAAACGGCCGGAGAGAGCGGCGGGAACGGGAACGGGGCACGGAGAGAGAGCGGCGGGAACGGGAACGGGACACGGAGAGAGCGGCAGGAACGGGAACGAGACACAGAGAGAGAGCGGCGGGAACGGGAACGGAACGGGGCACGGAGAGAGCGGCGGGAACGGGAACGAGACACAGAGAGAGAGCGGCGGGAACGGGAACGGAACGGGGCACGGAGAGAGCGGCGGGAACGGGAACGAGACACAGAGAGAGAGCGGCGGGAACGGGAACGGGACACGGAGAGAGAACAGCGGGAACGGGAACGGGACACGGGGAGAGAGCGGCGGGAACGGGAACGGAACGGGGCACGGAGAGAGCGGCGGGAACGGGCCGGGCACGGAGAGAGCGGCGGGAACGGGAACGGGGCACGGAGAAAGAGCGGCGGGAACGGGCCGGGGCGGAGAGGAUGGUCCGGUGCGGGCCGGGCACGGGGGAGCAGCGCUCCUGCCCUCCUUAUCUCACCCGCAGGGCUGCGGUCCUCGUCACCGCUCGGCGCUCCUGCUGCUCCGGAGCCGCUGCCGUUCCCUGCGAACGGGGUUCUCUGGUUGA